Trichosurus vulpecula (common brushtail) is the source of this 2521-nucleotide messenger RNA. RefSeq names its product exosome component 1 (gene EXOSC1). The transcript is spliced from 8 exons. The record is from RefSeq and is a predicted model, not a curated record. Gene Ontology annotation, biological process: RNA processing. Lineage: Eukaryota; Metazoa; Chordata; Mammalia; Diprotodontia; Phalangeridae. Bases 392 to 1027 code for a protein of 211 amino acids. Gene Ontology annotation, cellular component: cytoplasm; nuclear exosome (RNase complex). Gene Ontology annotation, molecular function: RNA binding.
AGAGUCCCGAGGGAAAGGAAAGAGGUGGGAGGGGAGAUUGAGACCUCGGAGGCCCCCUUACCUCCGGCCUCCCGGGCCACGACCUAGUCGAGCCCCGAAGCCUUCACGGCUCACAGCAGCCUCUGCCGAAGCCGACCCCGGCCCCAAUCAGCCAGAGGCACCAUCCCCAGCCCCCACCGGCAGCGGCGCCAGGACCGCUACCACCCCGGCCUCCCCUAGGGCGCAAGCGUGGGAAGCCGGUGGCCCGCCCCCCUUUCCUUUUCCCGAGGUGCUCUGGGAGCUGAAGUUUUAGGAGGAGACGGAAGUCACUGAGGAGUCCCCGGAGAGGGCACGUGGUACGCCAGCCAAUUGGCAGUUCUGUUACUCAGGCCCUUGGCCCUCGUUUCGGCCUAUGGAUUCACAAUUGGCCUCCCGCAAUGGCUGUUGGGAAGCCAUGGCUAUGGCGCCGCCGAUGAGGUACUGCGUCCCAGGCGAACGAUUGUGUAAUGUGGAGGAGGCCAGCCCCGGCAGCGGCACUUACACCCGACACGGCUACAUCUUCUCCUCGCUUUCCGGCUGCCUGGUGAAGACGAGCGACAACGGCGAGCUCCCGGUGGUGUCAGUGACGAGAGAGACCGAGUCCCAGCUGCUGCCAGAUGUGGGAACGAUCGUAACCUGCAAGGUCUCCAGCAUUAAUUCUCGAUUUGCCAAAGUACAUAUCUUGUAUGUGGGAUCCACACCACUCAAGAACUCUUUUAGAGGAACUAUCAGGAAGGAAGAUGUUCGAGCUACUGAAAAAGACAAGGUUGAAAUAUAUAAGAGUUUCCGCCCAGGUGACAUCGUGCUUGCUAAAGUGAUUUCCCUAGGUGAUGCACAGUCCAACUACCUGUUGACAACUGCAGAAAAUGAGCUGGGAGUGGUGGUGGCCCACAGUGAAUCAGGUGUCCAGAUGGUACCCAUCAGCUGGUGUGAAAUGCAGUGCCCUAGGACACACACCAAAGAAUUCCGCAAAGUAGCACGAGUACAGCCUGAGUUCCUGCAGACAUAGGUAGCUAUGUCCUUUCCCCAUAUUGGGGGUGUCUGUUUCCUAUCUACAUAUGAUCGAAACAAAAAGACCUUGGGCUUAUCAGAAACCACAUUUGGAAAUAACUGUCUGAAGCUUCCACUGUAUGUGGAGGAUUAUUCCUGAGCCUUUUACCACAAAUCCCACGGAUAAAAUUUUCUCUCCCCUUUGAGAUGCCAGCAAAAGAAAAUUAUCUGAUGUAGGAAGAAGCCAACAAAGUGAUUUCCCAUUCCUUUUCUACUCCUCUGAUAAUGCUGUAAACGUGGCUCGUUUGUUUUCCUUUAGACAAAUAAAGCAUUUUUACGAAAAGACUUUUCUGAUCUCCGGAGUCCUAGGAGGUUUUCAACCUCCAGUUGAGGAGUUUAGAUUUAUUUGGUAGAAAGUAGGGAAUCAUUUAAUGUUUAUGAGGCAGUGGGUAACAAAUUAACCUAGCUAGGGAUUCACUGGACAAGGUAGGAAGUCAAGAACCAUUAGAAGGCUAUUGGCAGUAGUGCUAGUAACUAGUGCUCUCCUCAAUAAAGACUGUGACAGUGGAAAUGGACAGUACUAAACAAACACAAGUUUCUUUUUUUCUAGAUUCCAUAAAAUGACAGUUCCAUUUGCAUCCUCCUCGGGGUUUCAUUGCAUAAUUCUCAUGAUUAUUUCAUCCAUUACAUCUUUGGUUGGCGACAUUGGAAUGUCCUAUGGAGAGGCAUCUUGACGUCAUUGGUAAACUGGCUCCAGUCUAUCCUUCACCUAGCCUUCAAAGCCAUCUCCCUAAAGCAUAGGUGUGAUCAUGUCAUCCCCUGCAGAUCAAAUACAAAAUUCUGUUGGGUGUUCAAUGCCCAUAACUUUUUCCUACCUCUCCUGCACCCCACCUCUAACACCCUUCUAGUCUUACAAUUUACACCCCUCCAAAUACUCUUCAAUCCAGUGACAUUUGCUGCUUUUCUAUUCCUCCAGCAGUAUACUUUUACCUACCAAACUCAAUGCAUUUUCACUGGUGGGACCCCGUGCUUAGAAUCCUCUUCUCCAUCUCCUCUUUACCUUGUGCGUGGUUGUGGUUUGUCCUUCAUUCUCAUGACAUCAGGGAAAUGAUGACUUGAAGUUGACUUUGAUUUGAGUGAUGGAGGGCUGUGCAAGGUCACCAGCCUUAGUUUCUCCUCUGGAGCCAUCUGGGUCCAGUGGCCAGAUACUCAUCAGGACAACUGAAGGUAGCCCAGUGUGCAGUGGGAGACCUUGGCCCUUUCAAGCUGGGGUCUUUUCAAGUUCUCACUUUGAGUGAGGCAAUACCCAGCUAAAAUCCCACCUCCUACUGGAAACCUUUCCAACUUUUUAAUUCCAGUGUCCUACUUCUGUUGAUUAUUUCAACUUUAUCCUUGACAUUCCUUGUUUGUACAAGAUACAGUUGUUUGCAUGUUGGCUCCUCAAGAGCAGAGCUGUUUUCUACCUUUCUUUGUAUCUCCAGUGCUUUUAGUGCCUGUAAUAAAUGUUGCUUGA